AUGGAUAAAUCAAAGAAGCCACCAACCACGGCUGGAAGUAGUGGAGCACCGGGUGGCGGAGCAGCCGGUGGAACCGGAGCUGGAGGAGGUGCGAAGAAAGGCGGCGGCGGUGGCGGUGGUAAAGGACCGCCAAAGAAGCCCAGUGAUAGUGACGCACCGGGAGCCAACGCCAAGGCGGAAGGCGAUUCCUCUGGAAAUGCCUCCAAGGAUGACGCUUCCGCUGCCAACGGUGACAAAAAGUCGGAUAAGGCUGACCCUGAGCAACCAUCGCAGCCGAAGCCUGGCAGUGCCGGCGCGACGGUCCGCGACGGUGCCCAGAAAGUUCUUACCCUGGCCAUGAAGAGCGAAUGGGCUCCCGUUGAAGCUGUGCUGAAAGGCUUGGAGAAGGCGGUAGCCACCGGUGGCGAGGAAGCGAAUUUGACUCCGCUUGCCUUAGUGAUGGAUCCGGCCACGGGAAUGACACCGCUUAUGUACGCGGUAAAGGACAACCGGACCCCAAUCAUAGAUAGGCUAAUAGAACUAGGAUCCGACGUUGGAGCUAGAAAUAACGACAAUUACAAUGUGAUACAUAUUGCUUCCAUGUACUCUAGAGAAGAUGUAGUUAAAUUACUUUUAAGUAAAAAAGGCGUCGAUCCCUAUUCAAUGGGUGGGUCACGACAACAAACGGCUGUUCAUUUGGUAGCUAGUAGACAAACCGGAACUGCAACCGCUAUUUUGAGGGCUCUUUUAACUGCGGCUGGUAAGGAUAUCCGAACAAAGACUGACGGUAAAGGAAAAAUACCACUACUGCUUGCUGUUGAGGCUGGUAACCAGUCUAUGUGCAGGGAGUUACUUUCAUCACAGACGGCGGACCAACUGAAGGCCACGACCACCAAUGGCGAUACGGCACUGCACCUGGCCGCCCGGCGGAAGGACGUCGAGAUGGCCCGGAUCCUGAUCGAUUAUGGUGCCAAUGUUGAUCUGCAAAACGGCGAUGGUCAAACCGCACUGCAUAUAGCGGCGGCCGAAGGCGACGAGGCGAUGGUCAAGUACUUCUACACCGUUCGUGCUUCCGCUUCCAUUAUUGAUAAUCAAGAUCGCACACCGAUGCAUCUCGCUGCGGAGAACGGUCAUGCGUCAAUCAUCGAAAUCCUGGCGGACAAAUUCAAGGCCAGCAUCUACGAACGAACGAAGGAUGGUAGUACGUUGAUGCACAUCGCUUCGUUGAACGGCCACGCUGAGUGCGCGACCACGCUGUUUAAGAAGGGUGUCUACCUGCACAUGCCGAACAAGGGCGGUGCCCGGAGUAUCCAUACUGCGGCCAAGUACGGUCACGUGGGCAUCAUCAGUACCCUGCUGAACAAGGGCGAGAAGGUCGACGUGCCCACCAAUGAUAACUACACUGCCCUCCACAUCGCUGUUCAGUCGGCCAAACCGGCCGUCGUCGAAACGUUGCUUGGCUUCGGUGCCGAGGUGCACGUUCGGGGUGGCAAGCAACGGGAAACCCCGCUGCACAUCGCUGCCCGCGUCCGGGACGGAGAUCGCUGCGCACUGAUGCUGCUAAAAUCCGGUGCCGGUGCUAACAAAACGACUGACGACGGCCAAACACCUGUUCAUGUAGCUGCCAAAUAUGGGAACGCGGUGACGCUCGAUCUACUGCUGGAGGACAAUGGCGAUCCGCUGAUUAAGUCUAAGGUCGGCGAAACUCCGUUACAUCUGGGUGCGCGGAACUGCCAUCCGGACAUCGUGAGGCACCUAAUCGAUUUCGUUUUAGAAAAACACGGGAAGGAGGUGCUGAAAAACUAUUUAAACUUUACUAACGAGGAUGGAGCAACGGCUUUGCACUAUGCUUGUCAAGUAACGAAGGAGGAAGUAAAAGAGGGAAACGGCGAUCGAGAGAUCGUUAAAAUGUUGCUCGAGAACGGAGCUGACGUUUCGCUAUCGACAAAGUCGACGGCGGAGACGUGCUUUCAUGUAGUCGCAGUAGCUGGUAACAACGACGUGCUGACGGAAAUGAUUACCCACGUCGCGGACACGCAAAAAGCACUGAAUCGUCAGUCAUCGGUUGGUUGGACGCCGUUGCUGAUAGCAUGCAAUCGGGGUCACAUGGACCUGGUGAACACGCUGCUGGCCAAUCAUGCGAGGGUGGAUGUGUUCGACAACGAAGGUCGAUCCGCUCUGCACUUGGCAGCCGAGCACGGCUACCUACAAGUCUGUGAUGCACUUAUUUCCAACAAGGCUUUUAUAAAUUCUAAAUCACGAGUCGGCCGAACUGCACUGCACUUGGCCGCAAUGAACGGGUAUACAGAGUUGGUGAAAUUUUUGAUACGAGAUCACAACGCGGUUGUGGAUAUUCUAACCUUAAGAAAACAGACUCCUCUGCAUUUGGCCGCAGCCAGCGGACAGAUGAACGUAUGUAAGCUACUACUAGAACUUGGUGCCAAUAUCGACGCGACAGACGACGUUGGGCAGAAGCCGAUCCACGUGGCCGCACAGAACAAUUACUCCGAAGUUGCCAAAUUAUUUCUUCAGCACCAUCCGAAUCUUGUGAUGGCGACCAGCAAAGAUGGCAAUACCUGCGCUCACAUAGCGGCCAUGCAGGGUUCCGUGAAGGUGAUCGAGCAACUGAUGAAAUUCGAUCCGGUCGGCGUGAUAACGACGAGGAAUAAGUUAACUGAUUCGACGCCACUACAGCUGGCCGCGGAAGGUGGUCACGCGGAUGUCGUAAAAGUUCUUGUCAAAGCCGGCGCAUCCUACACCGACGAAAACAAGUCAGGCUUCACUGCAGUCCAUAUGGCGGCAAAAAACGGCCACGGACAGGUGCUCGAGGUUAUGGUUAAUUCGCUAAGGGUGUCCAGUAAAAAAUUGGGUUUAACGCCGCUGCACGUAGCUGCCUACUACGGUCAGGCAGAUACGGUGAGGGAGCUGCUCAUUAAAGUACCCGCAACGGUUAAAUCUGAUUCUCCAUCUGGCACAUCAUUAGUACCUGAAUUAGGAAGUGAGUCCGGGAUGACUCCGCUGCAUCUGGCAGCAUACUCUGGCAACGAAAACGUUGUUCGGCUGUUACUCAACUCCGCUGGUGUUCAAGUCGACGCUGCGACUUCGGAAAAUGGUUACAAUCCUUUGCAUUUAGCUUGCUUCGGUGGACACGUUCCGAUAGUGGGACUACUGCUGAGCAGAUCGGCUGAACUUCUGCACAGUAUUGAUCGUCACGGUAAGACCGGUCUUCACAUAGCUGCAAUGCACGGUCACUAUCAGAUGAUGGAGGUCCUGUUGGGUCAGGGUUCGGAGAUUAAUGCGUCUGACAAAAACGGUUGGACGCCAUUGCACUGUGCCGCCAAGGCUGGGUAUUUGGACGUGGUAAAACUCUUGGUGGAGGCCGGCGGUUCGCCAAAAUCCGAGACGAACUACGGUUGUGCACCAAUUUGGUUUGCAGCGUCCGAGGGUCAUAACGAUGUACUAAAGUAUCUGAUGCACAGAGAACACGACACCUACGCACUGAUGGAGGACAAACGGUUCGUGUACAAUCUGAUGAUCGUCUCGAAAAAUCACAACAACAAGCCAAUCGAGGAGUUCGUCCUGGUGUCUCCUGCGCCCGUCGAUACCGCCGCAAAAUUGUCCAAUAUUUUUAUUAUACUCUCCACCAAGGAAAAGGAACGUGCUAAAGAUCUGAUCGCUGCUGGCAAGCAGUGCGAAACGAUGGCUACCGAGCUACUGGCGCUGGCCGCCGGAGCAGACUCGGCAGGUCGUAUUCUUACUGCCACCGAUCGACGCAACAUGGAGUUCCUCGAUGUGCUGAUCGAGAACGAGCAGAAGGAAGUCAUCGCCCACACGGUCGUGCAAAGAUAUCUGCAGGAACUGUGGCGGGGAACCCUCAACUGGACGGCGUGGCGAAUAAUGCUACUGUUCAUUGGCUUCAUCGUCUGUCCGCCGGUGUGGAUCAUCUUCACCCUUCCCUUAGGUCACAAUUUUUACAAGGUGCCCAUCAUCAAGUUCAUGUCCUAUCUGACCUCGCACAUCUACCUUAUGAUACAUCUCAUGAUCGUCGGUAUCACACCGAUUUACCCGGUGGUCAGAGCCAGUCUGCUACCCUACUGGUACGAGUGGGGUCUACUGAUAUGGCUCAGUGGUUUGCUGCUGUUCGAGCUGACAAAUCCAAGUGACAAAUCAGGUCUGGGAAGUAUCAAAGUGCUAGUACUGCUGUUUGGCAUCAUCGGCGUUGGAGUGCACGUAUCCGGAAUGCUUUACGUGCAAAAAAUGUACUGGCCAACGCUGCUGUACUGCCGGAAUCAACUGUUUGCACUGUCCUUUCUGCUGGCCUGCGUGCAGAUUCUGGACUUCCUCUCCUUCCAUCAUCUGUUCGGCCCGUGGGCCAUCAUCAUCGGUGACUUGCUCAAGGAUCUGGCGCGGUUUCUCGCCGUGCUGGCAAUCUUCGUGUUCGGCUUUUCGAUGCACAUUGUCGCGUUGAAUCAAUCCUUCAAGAAUCUCGACCCGGACGAGGUUCGGCGAUUACCGCUCGCCAACCGAAACAAGCAGGCCUUCAGUGACGUGCGCAUGAACCCGAUCACGUCCUUUGAACUGCUCUUUUUCGCUGUAUUUGGUCAAACCACCACCGAUCAAACACAAAUUGAUAAAAUGACACAGAAUACACCGCGCACGCAACCGUAUUGGACUGAGUACUUGUUUAAAAUUGUCUUUGGCAUUUACAUGUUGGUAUCAGUUGUUGUACUUAUCAAUCUGCUCAUUGCUAUGAUGUCUGAUACAUACCAGAGAAUUCAGGCACAAUCGGACAUCGAGUGGAAGUACGGUCUGUCCAAACUGAUUCGCAACAUGCACCGAACGUCAACGGCACCGUCCCCGAUGAAUCUGGUUACCACCUGGUUCGUGUGGAUCUUCGAGAAGCUGCGGGCAAAAUUAAGGAAGAAGAAGCGACCGUCGCUGGUGCAGAUGAUGAACCUCCACCGGGGCCAGCAGAGCCCUCGCUCGAAAGCCGGUGCCAAAUGGUUGUCGAAAGUGAAGAAAGGUCAGGUGGCUCCUAAAGAUUCCACCGCACUGUCCGUCAUGCAUCUGUCUCCUCUCGGUUCGCAAGUCAGUUUCAACACUGCCAAUACGAACCGAAUCGAGAACGUUGCCGACUGGGCGGAGAUCUCCAAAAAGUACCGGGAGUUGGUUGGUCUCGACUCCGACGAUGGCGCUGGCUCGAUGAAGGACUCGGAGAGCGACAACCACUCGACGGCCGGAGGCGGUGGAAACAAUCCCAACGACGGCCAACAACAGAUGGGCAACAACGUCAAUGCUAAUCAGGUCUAG
Molecule: messenger RNA, 5289 nt
Organism: Sabethes cyaneus
Lineage: Eukaryota; Metazoa; Arthropoda; Insecta; Diptera; Culicidae
Gene: nompC
Product: serine/threonine-protein phosphatase 6 regulatory ankyrin repeat subunit A
Exons: 16
Coding region: 1-5289 (1762 amino acids)
Biological process (GO): calcium ion transmembrane transport; GPI anchor biosynthetic process
Cellular component (GO): glycosylphosphatidylinositol-N-acetylglucosaminyltransferase (GPI-GnT) complex; membrane
Molecular function (GO): protein binding; calcium channel activity
Source: RefSeq, a predicted model, not a curated record